AUGGAGGCGGCGGACAUCGUUGUAGUGGUGCUGUACUUCAUCCUGGUCCUUGCCAUUGGCUUCUUCGCCAUGAUGAAAGCCAAUCGGAGCACUGUGAGCGGUUACUUCCUAGCCGGCCGAUCAAUGAACUGGGCUAUGAUUGGUGCCUCUCUGUUCGUCAGCAACAUUGGCAGCGAGCAUUUCAUUGGCCUUGCAGGGUCCGGGGCGGCCAGCGGGUUCGGAGUCGCCGCAUGGGAGUUCAAUGCCCUCCUGCUCCUCCAGCUCCUGGGCUGGGUGUUCAUCCCUGUUUACAUCCACUCUGGGGUCUACACAAUGCCUGAGUACCUGGCCAAGCGCUUUGGCGGCCGACGGCUCAAGGUCUACUUCGCUGCUCUGUCUCUGCUGCUCUACAUCUUCACCAAGCUCUCUGUGGACCUGUACUCCGGAGCGCUCUUCAUCCAGGAGUCACUGGGCUGGAACCUCUAUCUGUCCAUCAUCCUCCUCAUCACCGUGACCGCGCUGCUGACCGUCACAGGGGGCCUGGUUGCGGUCAUCUACACCGACACCCUCCAGGCGUUCCUGAUGAUUGGUGGCGCGCUAUGCCUAACCGCCAUUAGCCUGGUAAAAGUGGGUGGCCUGGAAGGGGUGCGGACCAAGUACAUGGAAGCCAGACCGAACAUCACAGCGAUAUUAGCAUCCUCCAACUUCACCUACAUCCCCUCCUGCCACGUGGAGCCCAAGCCCGACUCCCUGCGCAUCCUAAGGGGCCCGCUGGACAAGGACCUCCCCUGGCCGGGCUUCCUCCUGGGCCAGACCCCGGCCUCCAUCUGGUACUGGUGUGCCGACCAGGUCAUUGUCCAGCGGGUGCUAGCCGCACGGAGCAUCUCCCACGCUAAAGGCUCCACACUGAUGGCCGGCUUCCUCAAGAUCCUGCCCAUGUUCAUCAUCGUCAUUCCCGGGAUGAUCUCCCGCAUCCUGUUUGCAGAUGAGCUGGCGUGUAUCAGCCCAGAACACUGCAUGGAGGUGUGUGGAUCCAGGGCUGGGUGUUCUAACGUAGCCUACCCCCGCCUGGUGAUGUCCAUCAUGCCGGUGGGUCUGCGUGGCCUGAUGAUGGCGGUGAUGAUCGCAGCGCUCAUGAGUGACCUGGACUCCAUCUUCAACUCCGCCAGCACCAUCUUCACCUUGGACAUUUACAAAAUGGCGCGGGAGAGGGCGUCGUCGAGGGAGCUGAUGGUGGUGGGGCGUGUGUUCGUGGUGUUCAUGGUGGUUAUCAGCAUCGCCUGGGUUCCUGUCAUCAUCGAGAUGCAGGGAGGCCAGAUGUUCUACUACAUCCAGGAAGUGUCUGACUACCUGACCCCGCCCAUCGCUGCCCUAUUUCUGCUGGGCGUCCUAUGGCGGCGCUGCAACGAGACUGGUGCAUUCUGGGGUGGCAUAGUGGGGUUCGCGUUGGGCGCCACGAGGCUGAUGCUUGCGUUCGUCUACAGAGAGCCCCACUGCGACGAGCCGGACGAGCGGCCGUCUUUUGUCAAGGACGUCCAUUUCAUGUACGUGGCAGCCGGGCUGUUCUGGAUCACAGUACUGGUGGCUGUGGUGGUUAGCCUCUGCACCCCUCCACCGAGCAUAGAGCAGGUCCGCACCACUACCUUCUGGGGGCUACGCCAAAGAAACACAACCCUAAACAUAGAGAGAGAUGAGGAGGAGAUGAGCAAGCUGAACCCCCAAACUAAGACCCAUGUCAAUGGGAACGGCUGCAUGGACAACGAGACGCCCAAAGACCUCCAUAAUGGUGUCAAUGGGGUGGAGGCUUUAUCCUAUAUGGAGUCUCCAUCUAAUCUCCAAAAUGGCGGGCACCCGACCUUUUCAAGCACCGGAAUGGCGGUAGACCAAGAAAAGCCUUGGGUGGUCUGCUGUGGAGGGGAGAAGGGGAGGUGUGUGAGGGUUCUAGAGUGGUUCUGUGGGUUUAAGGAGGAGCAGGCUAAGACCCGGCCCAGAUCAGCCGAGGAGGAAGAGAGGCUUUUGCAGGAGAUGCUCCAGGAGACCCCCAGAACCAGACUCAUCCUCAACAUGGGCCUGGUGCUGGUCUGCUCUGUGGGGGUGUUCCUCUUCAUCUACUUCUCUCUGUAG
Messenger RNA from Salvelinus namaycush (lake trout), 2103 nucleotides. Its product is annotated as sodium/myo-inositol cotransporter-like. Gene Ontology annotation, cellular component: plasma membrane. NCBI's taxonomy places the organism in Eukaryota, Metazoa, Chordata, Actinopteri, Salmoniformes, Salmonidae. Gene Ontology annotation, biological process: inositol metabolic process; myo-inositol transport; transmembrane transport. Gene Ontology annotation, molecular function: D-glucose:sodium symporter activity. The coding region runs from base 1 to 2103 and encodes 700 amino acids. The transcript has a single exon. The record is from RefSeq and is a predicted model, not a curated record.